Molecule: messenger RNA, 1635 nt
Organism: Oncorhynchus mykiss (rainbow trout)
Lineage: Eukaryota; Metazoa; Chordata; Actinopteri; Salmoniformes; Salmonidae
Product: transmembrane protein 182
Cellular component (GO): membrane
Source: RefSeq, a predicted model, not a curated record
UCUGCCCCUGGACACACCCCUAUGACAAAGUAUUUGAGGAUUUACUAAUGGAAAUCAAGGCGGAUAGGUCUGCUACAGUACGUAGGAUAGUAUCUGGCUCCUUCCCUGUCCUGCUAUAGGUGGAGACGAAGUCGAUAGACGAAUCGACAUACUGGAGGACAGACAAACAUCCGAACAGAGAAACAGUGACACAUAAAGGCAGACGGACAUACGGACAGACCGAACCACCCUGCACACCGAUAGACUGACACAUCUUCACAAUUCACUGACCGACUGAAGACAGACAGGCCUCACUAGUGUCAUGUCUCCUGCUGAGAGGCUGAGUGUGCUCCUCUUCCUAGCUGGGUUCUUCGGGGGCUUGGGGGCCCUGUCCCUGAUGCUCUCCUUUGGGACAGACUACUGGCUGCUGGCCUUGGAGACCUGUGGUCCUGGGGGGGCAUCAGAGACCUGGGAGGCUGGGGCCCUCAGACCUGGGGAGAUGGAGGAUCAGGACACUGUGACAUUCUUCCACCAGGGAUUCUUCUGGAGGUGCUCCUUCAGUGGGAGGAGAGAGGAGAACAUGAUGUGGCAAUUCUGGAUCACCAAUCAACCACACCAAAAGGUCUGUGUGCCUGCCUACCUCUUCCCAUUUUAUGCUUCUGAGCAAAGCACGGAUUACCAGGCACCUGACACUGCAGUCUACAGGGCCUUCUGGAGCAUCUUCCUUCUAGUGGGCAUGGUCACUCUUAUGAUUGGUGUGUUUGUCAUCAUCUGUGCCUCUCCAUUGGCCAGCCACAGGCUCUACAAAGUAGGCGGGGCACUCUUGCUCACUGGAGGUCUAUGUCUCCUGGUUGUAAUAAUGAUGUAUGUAGUCUGGACCCAGGUACUGGACACUCUGGAGGACUACGCUGCCCAGCAACACCACUCCUCUCAGUGUCCAACAGUCUACCACCUCAGCAUCCAAUACGGGCCUCGUCCUUCCUGUUUGCUCCCGUCUCCGUCUUCUUCUCCCUGCUGGCAGCACUGCUCUUCAUCCUGAUUGGACGAACAGUGCGGAGGUGCCAUCACAAAGUGCCAAUGUAGUGACUGAGGGGGGAAACAGCCAGAGAGGAAGUUGGGAAUGAACAGUGACUCCAGUGCCACAAAGGCCCAGACCUGCAUGUUCAGUCUAUAACAAGAGCCAGUAGUGACUGACACCAUGGUCAAGUCUUUGGCUCUCACAGAGUAAUACAGAUGGACCAUAUUAAAUACAUUUGGAAUAAUCACUGUGAUUAGCUUUGAAUAAAAAGGCUACAGUCUCUUGGGAGUUGUGACUACAUUUAAUUCCACUGAUUAUUUGCAACCAGUUCUGGACUCUAUCAGACAGUCCAGUCAUGGAGGGUAAUGAAUUAGAUUGUCCAUUAUCUAUUGGGAUAAUCAUGACGGACGGGACAGCGGGUUCCUAAUCAACUGCAACACAUCUGAAUGGAAAUACAGCUGGGUUCCACUACCACCACUAGAGAGCAGUGCUGCUUUAACAGUAGUAAAGUAGGAGAAAUACAACACUGUUUACAGUAUUCCUAACCCAAAUACUUCAAGCCAUCUCAGAGAGCUUCUAUAGUUUCGAUGGGAACAGGCGUAUCCAGCCAACGUGAAGUUGCAUCAUUCAUAUGUCAU